GUCUGUCCCUGCUUCGGAUGGUAGAGUAGUUGGCUGUGGACCUCUGCCUCCUUGUCCUCUUCUCUCCUUCUCCGUUAUGACUACCAGGAGACCAGUUAGCCCCAGCGUCGUGUGUGGGCACCAGUCAGAAGAGAGUGGCCCCCACCUCCUACCUAUAAGUCCCCCAAGGUCUCUUUGCCAGCUACUGCUGCCACUCAGGAACUAGGGUACUCUGCAUAGGAGUUUUUGCACCUCUCCUUCACAGGACGACACAGGAGCUCUACCUUUUUUUAUUCAUGUUUUUUCCUCACUUUUCAUCCUUUCUUUUUCUGUUCAAGGCUUCUCUGCAGCUGUGGUAGGACUAGGAGUGUCACGCUCAAACUCUCCUGUGUCCUUCCUCUUUCUCUUUUGCUCUCCCUCUAUCUCUCAAUCUCUUGAAGGUUGUUCAUGGCGCACAGGGACAUUACUGACAGGUCUGAGUCAUUUUGCAUCAUCACUUCCCCUGUCUGAGAGAAUUAAGGAGUAGGAACAUUGGAGAAGAUGAUUCUUUGGGCUGGCCUGCUUCUCCUGGGUUCAUGGAAAUUCUCAACGGUCGCCAGUCAAUGCCACAUGGAGUCUCAUCUCAACAGGAAAAGUAGUGGAAGGAUACGUUUUGUUCAGCACAGAUUUUGAGUUCCAGUGCUGUGGAGUCGGACUGGACUCCUGUUUGGAUUACUAGGGUUCGUGUCUGUGUGGAAGUAGCUGUAGAGUACCUGGCUCUGUGUAAUCAUGGGCAAUGCGGCUGGGAGUAUGGAGUUUCCAACGGGGAAGGAGGGGAAGACAGUGUCGUUCCCCCCAGGCUCAGAAACCCCCCAGAAACAGGCGGCGGGGCCCAAAAUUCCCAUGCCGGCCGAAGAGGAGUUAGAGGAGCGCUUCAAUGUGGUGCUGAACUCCAUGAAUCUGCCUCCAGACAAGGUGAAGAUCCUGUGUCAGUAUGACAACGAGAAGAAGUGGGAACUGGUCUGUGAUCAGGAACGGUUCCAAGUGAAGAAUCCACCCUCUGCUUACUUGCUGAAGCUCAGAAGUUAUCUUGACCAGGGAGGGGUUAGUCGUAAGUUCAAGAGGCGUGUCCAGGAGUCCACACAGGUCUUGAGAGAGCUGGAAAUUUCCCUGAGGACCAAUCAUAUUGGCUGGGCUCAGGAGUUCCUCAGUGAGGAGAACCGGGGCCUGGACUUCCUGGUUGACUAUAUGUCCUUCGCCCAAUGUGCCGUCACCUAUGACAUGGACAGUUUGGACAAUGGGACAGCCACACCGGACAAAUCUGUGGAGGACUUGACGAGGAGUGCCGGUAACUCUCCAAUCCAUAGUGCUUCUAAAGCUGCUCGUUCCCUUACUGUGAGAUUCAACGCUCUCCACAGCAGGAAAGCGAUGAGGAACUCACGCCUCGUCAGUCAGAAAGACGACGUUCACCUCUGCAUCAUGUGCCUCCGUGCAAUCAUGAACUACCAGGACCAAAGCUCUAGUGCUGGAGCUGCUGGCUGCUGUAUGUCUAGUGAGGGGCGGUCAUGACAUCAUCCUCUCCGCUUUUGACAACUUCAAAGAGGUAUGUGGAGAGAGGAGCCGAUUCGAGAAGCUCAUGGAGUAUUUCUCCAAUGAAGACAGCAACAUUGACUUCAUGGUGGCGUGCAUGCAGUUCAUCAACAUCGUGGUCCACUCCGUGGAGAACAUGAACUUCAGGGUUCAUCUGCAGUAUGAGUUUAGCCACCAUGGCCUGGAUGACUACCUCCAGAGGUUAAAGUUCACGGAGAGUGACAGGCUGCUGGUGCAGAUCCAGGCCUACCUGGACAACGUGUUUGAUGUGGGGGCUCUGCUGGAGGAUGCGGAGACCAAGAACGCCCUGUUGGAGCACAUGGAGGAGCUGCAGGACCACAAUGCACAGAUAAGCAGCAGAUUGCAAGAGAGUGAGAGGGAGGCGUUGGAGACAGUGUCAGAGUUGGAGAAACAUCUCAUCCAGACAACCAAAGAGGUGGAGCUGCUAAAGGAGAGUCUGCGUGAGUCCUGUGCCCAGGUGACCAUUCUACAACAGAGGGAGAUAGAGAGAGAGAUAGAACGAGAGAGGGAAAGAGAGAGGCAGAGGGAUAGAGAUCGUUCGGCCCAGGCCUUGGCGGAGCUGGAGGAGAAAGUUCAGGGGCUUGUGGACCAGCAGCUGAUUCGAAUGGAGCGCUCGUCCUCGGGACACCUGGACCUCCAUGUCAUCCCUUUCAUCCUUCCUGUUUCCAUCCAUGCUGAAACAGAACAAAUCAUGACUGUCGAUGGACCUGUGGCCCCUCCCACAUCUGUAGUCCCGCCCCCACCACCUGCUCCUCCAUUACCUGGUGCAACAGAGGUCACGGCACAAGCUCCUCCUCCUCCUCCUCCUCCUCCACCUCCUCCUCCUCCUCCCCCUCCAUGCCCGACGGCACCACCACCUCUGCCCCCCCCUCUUCCAGGGGGUGGUAUAGCUCUCCCGCCACCACCUCCAAGCAUUGGAAUGGCCCCACCAUUUGGGGGCAUGCAUGAUGGACACACUGGUAACAGAAACAAGAAGCCCAUUCAGACUAAGUACCGUAUGCCUUCAUUCAACUGGCAGGCCCUCAAACCCAACCAGGUGGCUGGAACCAUCUUCAAUGAGCUGGAUGAUGAGAACGUUUUGGGGGAGUUGAACAUGGACGCCUUUGAGGAGCAGUUUAAGACCAAGGCCCAGACAGCCCCGGCUGACGUGGGGACUCUGAGAGCGAAGGUGGCCCAGAAGAUCCCCAGCAAAGUGUCCCUACUGGAGUCCAACAGGGCCAAGAACCUGGCCAUCACCCUGCGCAAGGGAGGCAUGGCCACCUCGGACAUCUGCACCGCUAUAGAGACGUAUAACCAGGAAGCUCUGAGCCUGGACUUCCUGGAGCUGCUGGAGCGUUUCAUCCCCUCAGAGUACGAAGUCAAGCUCAUCCAGAACUACGAGCGAGAUGGGAGGCCCCUGGACGAGCUCCCCGAGGAGGACCGCUUCAUGGUGCGCUUUGGCAAGAUCCCACGGCUAGCCCAGCGCAUCAGCACACUCACCUUCAUGGGCAACUUCCCCGAGAGCAUCCAGCUCAUCCAGCCACAACUCAACGCAAUCAUCGCUGCCUCAAUGUCAAUCAAGUCCUCUAGCAAGCUGAAGAAGAUCCUUGAGAUCAUCCUAGCCUUUGGAAACUACAUGAACAGCAGCAAGAGAGGAGCAGCCUAUGGGUUCCGCCUGCAGAGUCUCGACUUGCUCUUAGACACUAAGUCCACAGACCGGAAACAGACUCUGCUGCACUUCAUAGUGAGCAUCAUCCAGGAGAAAUACCCUGAGCUCCAAGCCUUCCACAGCGAGCUGCACUUCAUGGACAAGGCUGCUCUGGUGUCCCUGGAUAGUAUUCUGCAGGACGUUUGUGCCCUGGAGAGGGGCAUGGAGGUGACCAGGAAAGAGUUUGCCGUACAGGAAGACAACCCUGUGCUGCAAGAUUUCCUCACCAGCAACAAUGACCUGCUGGACUCUGUAGUAGAAGAUGGCAAGACUGCCCAGGAUGUGUAUGAAUCAACGGUGGAGUACUUUGGAGAGAACCCUAAAACCACACCUCCCUCCAUGUUCUUCCCUGUCUUCGUGAGGUUCAUCAAGGCCUAUAAGCAAGCAGAGCAGGAGAAUGAGCAGAGGAAAAAGCAGGAUGCGUUGCCCAGAGAAGGGAGGACAGGGCCACCGUCGACAUCGACAUCAGCUAAGACUGAAAUGCCACAGAAGCAGGUACCUAUGAUGCCCAAGCUGCCCCAGAUGGACCUGAUAGCGGAGCUGAAGAGGCGGCAGGUGAUCCCCCUGGUCCGGGAGGGCAAGGAUGGAGCCAUCGAGGACAUCAUCACAGCUCUAAAGGCUGUGCCCUUCACGGCUCGCUCUGGCAAGCGCUCCUCUCGCCUCUUCUGCGACUCUGGCUUCAGUGAUGAGAGCCCCACAUAAUCCCCUCGGAAGUGUGUAGACCUGAGGAACCAGCCGUACAGACGGACAGACGGGUCCCGAGUCAGCGCCAAGUGGAAGCCCGGGCAAAAGCUCCAAGUCUCUUCCGA
This is a messenger RNA of Salvelinus sp. IW2-2015, 4065 nucleotides long. Lineage: Eukaryota; Metazoa; Chordata; Actinopteri; Salmoniformes; Salmonidae. The record is from RefSeq and is a predicted model, not a curated record.